Penicillium chermesinum is the source of this 1161-nucleotide messenger RNA. RefSeq names its product GTP-binding protein RBG1. The transcript is spliced from 8 exons. Gene Ontology annotation, biological process: cytoplasmic translation. Gene Ontology annotation, molecular function: GTPase activity; GTP binding. NCBI's taxonomy places the organism in Eukaryota, Fungi, Ascomycota, Eurotiomycetes, Eurotiales, Aspergillaceae. Gene Ontology annotation, cellular component: cytoplasm. The coding region runs from base 1 to 1161 and encodes 386 amino acids. The record is from RefSeq and is a predicted model, not a curated record.
AUGUCGACCACAAUGGACAAGAUCAAGGAGAUCGAGGCAGAAAUGGCUCGAACUCAGAAGAACAAGAACACCUCCUUCCAUUUGGGACAAUUGAAGGCCAAGCUUGCUAAGCUGAAGCGAGAGCUUUUGACCCCAUCGGGAGGUGGAGGCGGUGGAGGCGGUGUUGGUUUCGAUGUUGCGCGCACUGGUGUUGCGAGUGUGGGGCUUUAUUGGGUUUCCCUCCGUCGGAAAGAGUACCUUGAUGAGCAGGUUGACCGGACAGCACUCAGAAGGUUGGUGCAAAUGAUGCAAAACACUUCAACGAUAGCUCUGACACAUCUUCCAGCUGCCGCUUACGAGUUCACGACCCUCACGACGGUGCCUGGUCAAGUCAUGUACAACGGUGCCAAAAUUCAAAUUCUCGAUCUUCCUGGCAUUAUCCAGGGUGCGAAGGAUGGCAAGGGUCGUGGUCGACAAGUCAUUGCCGUGGCCAAGACUUGCCAUCUGAUUUUCAUUGUCCUGGAUGUGAACAAGCCCCUGGUCGACAAGCGGGUUAUCGAGAACGAAUUGGAGGGCUUCGGUAUCCGGAUCAACAAGGAGCCACCCAACAUUGUCUAUAAGAAGAAGGACAAGGGUGGUAUUGCGAUCACAAGCACCGUUCCUCUCACGAACAUUUCACACGAAGAAAUCAAAGCGGUAAUGAACGAGUACAAGAUCAAUUCGGCCGAUAUCGCCAUCCGUUGCGACGCGACCAUCGAUGACCUGAUUGACGUUCUGGAAGCCAAGAGCCGAAGCUACAUCCCAGUUGUCUAUGCCCUCAACAAGAUCGAUGCCAUCUCCAUCGAGGAGUUGGAUCUUCUAUACAGAAUCCCCAACGCUUGCCCCAUCAGUUCCGAGCACGGCUGGAACAUUGACGAGCUCCUGGAGAUGAUGUGGGAAAAGCUCAAUCUCCGAAGAAUCUAUACCAAGCCCAAGGGCCGCGCACCGGACUACUCCGCACCAGUUGUCCUGCGCAAGUCUGGAUGCACCGUGGAAGACUUCUGUAAUGCUAUCCACCGUAGUAUCAAGGACCAAUUUAAGCAUGCCAUUGUGUAUGGCCGAUCCGUGAAGCACCAACCGCAAAGGGUUGGUCUUGCGCAUGAGUUGGCUGAUGAGGACAUCGUUUCCAUUGUCAAGCGAUAA